AUUUCCUUUUUUGGCCACUUGCACCAGCAAUCAGAGUGGACGGAGCGUAAACAGCAUGUCCAUUGAACGACCAUGGGAGUUGAUAAGUACAAAAAUGAAGGGUGAUAUUUAAGAACGGGACACGAAAUAGGAAAACCCACAUAUCCUCCACAAACCGGGCAGUCCAUUCCUUCUUCUCUCUCCUUCAACCCCCAGUCCUCAACCAUGCCCGACUACGACAAGUCUCGGGAACUUUCCAUUGAGAUUCUCGACGAACCCCAUCUUGAGACCUUGAAGCGGGCAAUUUCCAACAUCAUAUCCACACAGGCUGCCGAAACAGUGUACGCUCAAGUCGUGGACGGCCUGCCGCUGAGAGAAGCCCUUAGGGGGCCCAGAGCCAGCGACCUCCCGAUCAAGCACCCGAUCCGGACCUGUCACAGCGACCUCUGCCUAGGCGUGCUGGAGAAGGUGCAUGAGUUCCGUGACGCCUUCCAGCCCGAAAUCCUGAAAUUCGACAGCAGCGUACUCCUUGCAUACCAGGCUGCGGGCCUGGGGUCGAAGGCUUUCAACACACGGCUGAUCGAGCUGGUCGCCCUGGCAGUCCACCAGAUCGCCGUCAUUCUUUUUAAUCUUGACACGAGCUUGCACAAAGAAGAUGGUGUCAUUGAAUGGGUACCGCCAAAAGACGACUGGAGGUACUGGGAUAAGCACCUGAACGGACCCCUCCCAACGCUCAUGUAUCAUCUGUGGUAUGUGGAUUUUGAGCAGUACCCAGAGGGAGCAGCAGACAUGGUCGGAUUUUGGGCCGAGAACCAGAUUUUGGGUGGCGUUGCCCUCUUCGACCGCCGACCUGAGACCGAAGGGGGCGAGCCGGGCGCGGUGUACUGGCAUCCAAGCCGUGUUGGCGUCACUUACAGGAUCUGCAAACUCCGUCCUGACCAGACGCAGAAGCUACUGGACUUUCUUCUCGCCACUGAGCCUCAGGAGACCACGCCUUUGCCCAUAUUGCCCGGAAUGGAGAAUUUGAGUCGGGUUGAUCCAGAAGAGCACAUCAUGGAAACUGGCAUCUUUAGGCACAGCUGGGAGCGCAAGAAGCUCCCACCUCCGAAUGCAACUGACCUAAGGCUGAGAGAUGUCCACAACUUGGUCGAUUUUCCGACUGCGGAGGAUAAGGCUGCAGCUUCAUCGCGGGCGUACGAAGCCAAGUACAGGGGGGAUCUCGCUGAGGCUCUGGGGCUGGAAGGCGAGGAUCUGGAACGGGAAAUACUGAGACGGGACAAUCUUUAG
Gaeumannomyces tritici R3-111a-1 is the source of this 1266-nucleotide messenger RNA. RefSeq lists its product as hypothetical. The record is from RefSeq and is a predicted model, not a curated record. NCBI's taxonomy places the organism in Eukaryota, Fungi, Ascomycota, Sordariomycetes, Magnaporthales, Magnaporthaceae. Bases 205 to 1266 code for a protein of 353 amino acids. The transcript has 2 exons.